Poecilia reticulata (guppy) is the source of this 1329-nucleotide messenger RNA. RefSeq names its product myeloid-derived growth factor (gene mydgf). Gene Ontology annotation, biological process: positive regulation of endothelial cell proliferation; positive regulation of angiogenesis. The record is from RefSeq and is a predicted model, not a curated record. Lineage: Eukaryota; Metazoa; Chordata; Actinopteri; Cyprinodontiformes; Poeciliidae.
CUGUGACGUCAUUAACAGUCGACGGGACAUCGUUUUAUUCGGAUUGACUGGUCGGUGUGUAACACCAUAGAUCAAAGAAGACCGAGGAAGAAAAUGCAGCUCUUCGGUAAAAUGUCUCUUCUGCUUCUGGGGAUUUCAAUGUCCCUGUGUGUCUCGGCCGAGCAGACAAAGGUAGUGGAGUUCAACGUCAAGCCGGGAGGAGUUGUGCACACUUUCUCUGAGAGACUCAGCAAGUAUGAGUGCAUCUUCACCUAUGCUUCACAAGGAGGAACUAAUGAGCAAUGGCUGAUGAGUGUGGGCCUGAGCGAAGACGACCAGCUGUUUUCCUGCUCUGUGUGGAGGCCUCAGGGAAAAUCAUACCUGUUUUUCACCCAGUUCAAAGCUGAGCUGAAAGGAGCCAAAAUUGAAUAUGCCAACGCUUUUUCAGAAACGGCAGUGUCAGGCCAGCGUGACGUACCUCUGAAGCCAGACGAAUUUACCAUAGGAGAAUCAACAGUGACCCAAACGGAUGGAAAGUUCAACGCUCAGCUUUCCAAGCUGACCGUCAUUGGACGGACGAGACAUGAAGAGCUGUGAUUGGACAGAAGUCUCGCUCUGCUGUGACCAAUCACAGCACCUCGGUGAACUGUGCUUCUGCUUGUUGGGAUUUCUUCCCGAGAAACGACCGAAAACGGAAGCAGGUUGAAGCUAAUAUUGUUUUGAGGGGACACGGAGAACCAGUUGUAGUACAUAUCCAGCCUUUUUCACUCAUUUUUUUUGGAUUUGUUCUACAAAAGAUGAAGGAAUCAACUGAUUAUCCAGACUUUUCUGGAUCAAAAUCGGCCAUUAGAUUACGUGCUUCUGUAGUUGUUUCUUAGUUUGUAACAUAAAGAGAUUCUGGUUUGAUCCGGUGGGUGUGGGAAUGCAUAGCCUGGUGUUGGGAUGGGGUCUGUCCAGCUUAGAUACAUUUUAUAUUAGCAGGAGAUUUAUGCAUCUUGUGUAAUCCUGAGAGGAGAGUGAGUAAUCCCUGGUAUUGUGAAGCAGCAGCACGCAUCCAAACAAGUAGAAAUUGCUCUGUCUCGGUGCGAUCCGCUCUGCUGUUGAAAGAAGCACUUCAGCGUCUCCGUUUAUCUACAUCUGCUGCAGAUAACUCAAAGCGUCGCGUCUGAUCUCUCCAAACAUCAGCCAGGUUUUCGUUUCCUGCUAUUUCCCUCUGAUGAAACUAUACCACUUCAAAAAAUCCGUCACAAAACAGAAUCAAAAUGCAAACUGUUGACGAGUUUGAGUCUGCGAAACUCGCUGUAUGGUGAGGUUAGUAUUAAUCCUAUAUAUUAAAACAAAAUUAUAUGA